GAGAGAGAGAGAGAGAGAGAGAGAGAGAGACAGGGAGAGAGUGUGUAUGUGUGUGUGGAGAGAAAGCGAGAGAGUGCACUUCACGUUGGCGCAGGCACCGGUCCGGGAGAACGGAGCGUUGUGCACGGCGGCAGCAUGGCUUCGUCUCACGGGAGAAGCGACAUGCGGUUUGCAGACUGGAUGGCAAGUUUACCGCAGAGUAUGCACACUAUUCCGCUCACCAACCUGGCUAUUCCCGGUUCUCAUGAUUCCUUCAGUUUCUACAUCGAUGAGGCAUCUCCAGUGGGCCCCGAGCAGCCAGAGACGGUGCAGAACUUUGUUUCUGUUUUUGGCACGGUUGCCAAGAAGCUAAUGAGGAAGUGGUUAGCAACACAGACUAUGAACUUCAUCAGUCAACUGGAGGCUGGGAUUCGCUUCUUUGACCUGCGCAUCUCCACCAAGCCCCGUGACCCCGACAACGAGCUGUUCUUCGCCCAUGGGCUCUUCAGUGCCACGGUGAGAGAAGGUCUAGAGCAGAUCAGCAGUUUCCUGUCAGCUCAUGCCAGAGAGGUCGUGUUCCUGGACUUCAACCACUUCUACGGCGUGCAGAACCUGCACCAUGAAAAACUGGUGGCCAUGUUAAAAGAGGUGUUUGGAGAGAAACUCUGUCCAGUCGUCUUCGCUCAAGAGGUGACUCUGCAGUAUCUGUGGGAGAAGGAAUACCAGGUGCUUGUCUUCUACCACCACCCCAUGGCCCUGGAGGUGCCCUUCCUGUGGCCAGGCCAGAUGAUGCCCUCUCCCUGGGCCAACACCACAGACCCAGAGAAGCUGGUUCAGUUUCUCCAGGCGUCUGUCACUGACCGCAGGAGGAAGGGGACCUUCUUUGUCUCCCAGGUGGUUCUGACACCUAAGGCCAGCACUGUGAUGAAGGGCGUGGCCAGCGGACUGAGAGAGACAAUCACAGAAAGGGCCUUACCAGGCAUGAUGCAGUGGAUCCGAUCGCAGAGACCCGGGGAGAGCGGCAUCAACAUUAUCACAGCUGACUUUGUGGAGCUCGGAGAAUUCAUCAGCGCCGUCAUCACCCUCAACUAUCACCUGGAUGACGAUGAAGAUGAUGCCACCUGAGAGCCUGCAGGGGGCAUCAGGGAGCACAGUCACCACUAGUGGUUUGGUCUGUGUGCUCACUCUUUUCUCUUUGGCAUUUAUUUCAGGAGGGGGGGGGCUGCACUGCUCCUUUCACUUUAUUUAGGGCUAUAGUGAAUUGAGAGAUCAAAUGGCAAAAAGGGGGUUGAAGGAAGAGAAGUUUUGAUUGGGAGAAACAACCCUGGUGUUUGUUUAGAGCAUGAAGAGAAUGAGGUUUUGUUUGUUUCCCAUUUGGGGAAUCAAAAUAGAUUUUUCAAGUGAGAUGUUAAUUUUCUUUACUUCCUGUGCUGUAAAAAGAAUUGCUUUUUUCACUGAUCAGAUGCACCAUUUUCCGGCUUACCACUUCGCCAAGGGUAGAUUCCUCAGAACACAUCAACUUUCGGCUAAAUGUAUCAUCAUUCUUGAUAUUCUAGUGACAGUGACAGUUUUUUCAGAGGGUGUUUUAAAAUAAGUCUGUGUAAAUUAAACCACUCAAAUUGUAGGCUGGUGUACGUAGCUAUCAGUUGUUUGUUUUGUUUGGAAAAUCUGUCCAAUCUUGUCUAACAAUAUGCACCCCUGGUCAGAUCUCUGCGGGUGUUUCUGAAAAACCACCUCGAGCAGCUUGAACGCAGAUUGUGUUUAAAAAGUGUUAUUACAAUGUGUUUACUCAACACAUAGACAAUAAUUUAACCAUUUGUUUCUUCAGCAGUAAUCUCUCAAGGGGCUUUCUCCCACUAAUAGUCUCCACUGAAGUCAGCUAGCAGUCUAGACAUUCAUCAAACACCUUUAUGCAUUGGUAAACUAUAGAUUCACUCAUUCAAAACCACAGAGAAAUAGAGAGCAAGAGUGCAGCUUGGCUAGCCAAGAAAAGUGUUGUACCAAUGCCAUGUGUACUUUAUCUUUGGUGCAUCUAAACGAAACAAUCAUAUUCACGUUGUCAGUGUGUUUCAAUUCCCAGACAAGCAUCAGCUGUUUCUGUAAGGUAUCUUACAAAAAUUAUUUGUUUAGGACCGCUAGAAAUGCAAUCAAUGAUAAUAGUUAUUUCUAAUGGUUGGGAAUCCAACGUGACAAAUUUAUUAGCUUUUGUGGUGGGUGCAGAGUCGUGAUAGCCAAGUAUAAAAAUACACUACAUCUGGGUACAAGAGUGUAUCCACGUCUGUGUUUCCUCUGCUGAAUGCACCUUGUGUGCGCGUCUAUACUUGCUGCUGUAGUGCAGUAUACAUGAGUCAUCAUGACAUGUAUCAUGGUGUUGUGUCUUUCAUAAUAACAAGUGAUAAAGUUGCUUAACACUCUCUCAGAGACCCAUUUUAUUUCAAGUCAGAAAAGGGUGAUCAUCCUAAUUUGGAGUAUGGAGGUCUUGAUGUGACAGCAGUGCUUUGACACUUGGAAAAUAAUACAAUAAAUGUUUAGUUAAGAUCUAGCUGUAGCUCUUUGGUGUCUACUUUAUUAGGUGUUUCAUGUUUCUGAAUCCCUGGAUUUCUGCUAUACGAAUACUGGUGCAAUACAUUUAGAUACUUUCAAUUUUCAUUUACGUUUAACACAUUUCUUUCUAUACCCUGCAAUGUUUGAUUUAGUGUGGAAAAGUAAUUUAAAAUGGCAACCAGAAAGAUAAUGGAAUUAUUUUUAUUGCAAGGUUGUACGCAUUAUGCAUGAAAAAAAAAAAUCGCAUACUACAACAUCCACACACCUUGUGAUCAGUGUGGCAUUUUCUGCAGAGAAUGUAUUCUGUAAGGACAUUGUUGUCUAGUUUGGUAAUGUAAAACCAAAACAGGAAAUUCAACUCUUUGGAUUUGUGAAUGUAUGUGUCUUGUGAGUAACUGUGCCAUUUCUAAAAGUCUCAUGUGAUCGAGUGACUGAGUAUCAACCAGAAAGUCAUUUUUGUAUCGUAUGCUUCAAUGUGGAAAUGAGUUCAAGUUUUAGAGUUUAACCAGUACUUCUUUCACUUCAGUGUGGUUUCAUGUUAAAAUGUUUUAUAUUGUGGAAAGUUUGUACAUACUGUUAUUGCAAAUAGUAUACUGCCGAUGAAUUGUAAAUUAUUUAAAUAUUGCAAAGAGUCAUUGAUAACAAUUUCUUAACUUAUACCUUAACUGAGCUAUCAUACUGCUUCUUGUUUUUCAUAUUUUCAGUUUUGUGCAUGAACCAAAAUGUUCUACAUAUAUACCUUUUGUUGUACACCAACAAGGUCUGUUAGGUUUGUGCAUAACUUCGGUUAUAUUCUGCAUAUUGUUGUUAAUAGCAUGAGUGCAUCUCAGCUGGAAAUGUUUUUACCCUUUAAAAAAAAUCUCCAUAUUAAUUUUUUUUUUAAAUGUUGCAUUGCUACUACUCCAUACAGAUUAAGAAUGAGCCCACACAAAUAAGCAGACUUUAAAAGGCUAGCAAAUUGUGUUGUAAGGACAUUUGUGUCUGUCCUGGUCCAAACUGUUGUCAUUGCCUUUAUGUUCUGGUGUGAAAAGAGUCCUUUGCUGUUGUAAAACUCAAACACUUUUCUUCAAAUGAAACUGACUCUGUUCUAAGUGGAAAACUGCCAAUCAAAUAAAGCUUCUAUGCCUAAUAAGUGA
Messenger RNA from Siniperca chuatsi (mandarin fish), 3659 nucleotides. It is a transcript of the gene plcxd3, whose product is annotated as phosphatidylinositol-specific phospholipase C, X domain containing 3. The record is from RefSeq and is a predicted model, not a curated record. Gene Ontology annotation, cellular component: synapse. The coding region runs from base 136 to 1104 and encodes 322 amino acids. Gene Ontology annotation, biological process: lipid metabolic process. NCBI's taxonomy places the organism in Eukaryota, Metazoa, Chordata, Actinopteri, Centrarchiformes, Sinipercidae. Gene Ontology annotation, molecular function: phosphoric diester hydrolase activity. The transcript has 6 exons.